UCUCCUGUCAAGCUGCCUUGGCUUGCGGGGAAAGAUGGCGGCGUCCUCUGUGUACCGGGUCGCGGGGUGUGUUGCCGGUCGGGCCCUUCUGCGGGGGUCUCGCUCGCCGCCAGCCCUAUGGAGUUUAACAAGAAGGGGAAGUACUGCAACCUAUGCCCAAGUACUGCAUAAUAUUCCUGAGACAGAAAUCACCACUCUAGACAAUGGCUUCCGUAUUGCUUCUGAGCAGUCAAACCAACCUACUUGUACAGUGGGAGUGUGGAUUGGAGUAGGAAGCCGCUAUGAAACUGAGAAGAACAAUGGUGUUGGCAACUUCGUAGAGCACAUGGCGUUCAAGGGCACAAAGAAUCGUUCUUGUGCUGAACUGGAAAAAGAGGUGGAAAGCAUGGGUGCACAUCUCAACAGCUAUUCCUCUCGGGAGCAGACAGCCUUUUUCAUGAAAGCUUUACCAAAAGAUUUGCCUAAAGCAAUUGAGAUUCUGGCUGAUGUCGUACAGAACUGCAGCCUAGAAGAUUCUCAGAUUGAAAAACAGCGCAGUGUCAUACUUCAGGAGAUGAAAGAAAUGGAUACCUGCUUGUCCACUGUUGUCUUUGAUUACCUUCAUUCUACAGCUUACCAGGGUACUGCUUUGAGCCAGACUGUUGAAGGAACAACAGCAAAUAUAAAGCGUUUGACUCGUGCAGAUCUAGCAGAAUACAUUGAGACUCACUUCAAAGCCCCUCGUAUGGUCUUGGCAGCUGCUGGAGAUAUUAAUCAUAAAGAACUAGUGGACCUUGCCAAGCAACAUUUUGGCAAUCUUUCCUCUGAAUACAGUGAAGAUACAAUACCCGUUCUUCCACGAUGCCGCUUCACUGGGAGUGAGGUCCAAGUCAGAGAUGAUGCUUUUCCUUUGGCUCAUAUUGCUGUUGCAGUGGAAGGGCCAGGCUGGGCCAGUCCAGACAAUAUUCCCCUUCUGGUUGCUAACGCAAUCAUUGGGCGCUAUGAUCCUACCUUUGGUGGUGGUAAGAAUCAGUCUUGCAGGCUGGCUUCAAUUUUUUCUCAGACCAAGAUGUGCCAAAGAUUCCAAGCAUUCAACACUUGCUACUCUGAUACAGGUCUCUUUGGUUUCUAUUUGGCUACUGAUGCUUUGAACGUUGAAGAGGCAUUUAAUACUGCCCAGCAUGAAUGGAUACGCCUCUGUACCAGCCUGACUGAGAGUGAGAUCAAGAGAGGCAAAAACAUCCUUCGAAACACUUUGAUAGCUCAACUGGAUGGAACCACUCCUGCAUGUGAAACUAUUGGAAGUCAUGUGCUGAACUAUGGACGCCGGAUAUCUCUGGCAGAAUGGGAUGCCAGACUCUCUGAAAUUGAUGCCAGAAUGGUCCUGGACGUCUGUAAUAAAUAUAUAUAUGACAAAUGCCCGGCUGUAUCAGCAAUUGGUCCUAUUGAACAACUUCCUGACUACGUUCGUGUCCGCAGUUCUAUGCACUGGAUCCUUACCUAGGCAGUUUUAUACAGAAUGGAAAUGAGGUUAUGUGGCUAUUGAAGAGAAUCCUCUGGUCUAUUCUUGUGAGUUUCUUGUGUACUAGCAGCGAGAUGGGUCCCGUGAUUGCUGUACAAACAUUCUUCUUUAUGGUUGUGUAAGUGAUGCAUCUGAGAGUACUAAAUAAAUUAAAUUUAAGUGGA
This is a messenger RNA of Varanus komodoensis (Komodo dragon), 1665 nucleotides long. RefSeq names its product cytochrome b-c1 complex subunit 1, mitochondrial. Gene Ontology annotation, molecular function: metal ion binding. NCBI's taxonomy places the organism in Eukaryota, Metazoa, Chordata, Lepidosauria, Squamata, Varanidae. The transcript is spliced from 13 exons. The record is from RefSeq and is a predicted model, not a curated record. Gene Ontology annotation, cellular component: mitochondrion. Bases 35 to 1483 code for a protein of 482 amino acids.